Messenger RNA from Trichophyton rubrum CBS 118892, 1440 nucleotides. RefSeq lists its product as uncharacterized. The transcript is spliced from 3 exons. The record is from RefSeq and is a predicted model, not a curated record. Gene Ontology annotation, biological process: protein import into peroxisome matrix. Gene Ontology annotation, cellular component: peroxisomal membrane. Lineage: Eukaryota; Fungi; Ascomycota; Eurotiomycetes; Onygenales; Arthrodermataceae. Gene Ontology annotation, molecular function: zinc ion binding. The coding region runs from base 1 to 1440 and encodes 479 amino acids.
AUGACUUCCACAAACUUCGCUGCAGCACAAGAGCGUGUGUUGGAACGGCGCCGCCAACGCGAGCUUGAAGCUCGAAAUCGGCUCGCAAACAGAACAUCGCGACUCCCGGCCGCAUCCAGCAACCUCCCGUACCCCCUAUCCAGCCUGCCUACUCGCGGACUGGCGCUAUGGGAUACCCUUAGAGGCAGAGAAGGGACUAGACCGGCAUUCCGGGUGGGACAGGUCGACGCAGAGUUGCUGGAUGAAGAGCUUAUAACAUUGCUCAAGGGGCAGGUCGGAGAAGGGUUGAAAUACUUCGGUCGUCAUAUAAGGGACGACUGGAACCAUGAGAUCGAUCUGGUGCUUCGUGCGAUCCUUUUCAAGCUGUCGGUAUGGGACCAUAAUGCCUCGUACGGCGCAGCUCUCCAAAACUUGAAAUACACCGAUAGCAGGAGUAAAGGGCCUGUACAUUCUGAUCCGACUAAGCUUCAAAAGUCCUUAUAUGGACUGCUGACGGUUGGUGGACGUUAUGCGUGGGAUAAAUGGGAAAGCUGGAUAAUCCACCAAGGGGGAGGCUAUGAUGAACCACAGUCUUCCAACACGCGAGCACUGUCAAAACUCACCUCUCACCUCUCGACCGCUCACUCAAUCGCCGCCUUUGCAUCCUUCCUCAUUUUCCUGGUUAACGGCCGAUACAGAACGCUAGUCGACCGACUGCUAUGCAUGCGCUUAACCCCGCCGUCGAUGCAGGUUAGUCGAGAAGUAUCAUUCGAGUAUCUUAACCGACAGCUCGUCUGGCAUGCAUUUACAGAGUUCCUCUUGUUUUUGUUGCCCCUUGUUGGAAUCGGGCGCUGGCGCCGAUGGGUGUCUCGAGCCUGGAGAAAGACCAUGUCCUCGCUCCGAGCCACUGGCGAUGAGAACAAGGAGAGGGACCGGGGUGAACUUGGUUUCUUGCCUGAGAGGACAUGCCCUAUAUGUUACCAGGCGCAGAACCCUACUACCACCUCGGAGAGCGACGUUAUAGGCCCCGGAGCUGCGUCAGGCGGUAUCAUUGGCUCAGCUCAGACGGAUAUCACGAACCCCUAUGAAACUGUGCCAUGUCAGUGUUUGUACUGCUUUACAUGCAUUGCCCAGAAGCUCGAGGGGGAAGAGGGAGAGGCAUGGACCUGUCUCCGGUGCGGUGAGCUUGUGAAGCAGUGCAAGCCGUGGAAUGGAGAUGUGUUGGAAGAGUCUCAACCACAAUCACAGUCCGCUGCUGCUGCGGUUCCUGCUGUCCGGAAGAACGUCGAGUUUGCUGUGGCUGAUAGCCAUAUCGAAUCCUCUGACACCGUGGAUGACAGUGAUUCGGCGACUCGUAUAGAUAUUGAUGACGGAAUGAAUGAGACCAGCCCAUGGGCGGCUGUCGGCGUUGAAGAAACCGAUGACACCAGCGUUCACACCGAGCUGGACUUCAGGGGGUAG